This is a messenger RNA of Radiomyces spectabilis, 1296 nucleotides long. Its product is annotated as serine protease. The coding region runs from base 1 to 1296 and encodes 431 amino acids. Gene Ontology annotation, biological process: proteolysis. Gene Ontology annotation, molecular function: serine-type endopeptidase activity. The record is from RefSeq and is a predicted model, not a curated record. Lineage: Eukaryota; Fungi; Mucoromycota; Mucoromycetes; Mucorales; Radiomycetaceae. The transcript has 2 exons.
AUGAAACUUUCCAUCAUCACCGGUGCUUUGAUGCUUGCUGGUUACGCCGUGGCGGUUCCCAUGGUGCUUCCAUCAAGUUUCUCUGAAGGCAACAUUGCCCCUUUAUACGUUUCAGACGAAGCAGAAUCGUUGGCCGACUCUUACAUUGUGGUUCUCAAAGAUCAUGUAAACGAUUCUACCAUGGCCCAACACACUAUGUGGAUCAACAACAUGAGUGUACGAACCAAUUCCUUUGUUGAAUGGCUCAAUGGCAACCAAGACAACCACGGCGUUCGCCACGUAUACAACACCCCCACCUUAAAAGGUUACUCUGGCAAAUUUGAUAAGGAGGUGUUGCAACAAAUUCGAAGCUCGGACGAGGUGGCCUAUGUUGAAAAAGAUUCCAUGGUUUAUGCUAGCGAACUCCAGCGUGGGGCUCCGUGGGGUUUGGCUCGUAUCUCGCAUCGCAAAGCUUUAGACUUGCGCACUUUUAGCAAGUACCAGUACGAAAAGGAAGGCGGCGAAGGUGUCAAGGUAUUCGUCAUUGACACCGGUAUCAAUGUACGCCACGUCGAUUUUGAAGGUCGUGCCGCUUGGGGAAAGACGAUCCCUUCCGGUGAUGCCGAUGAAGAUGGUAACGGUCACGGAUCUCAUUGUGCUGGUACCAUUGCCGGUAAGCGAUUCGGUGUGGCCAAGAAGGCCGAACCGGUCGCUGUCAAAGUAUUGCGUUCCAACGGUUCCGGUUCCAUGAGUGACGUUGUCAAGGGCGUCGACUGGGCCACCUCGGAGCAUCUCAGCAUGCAAAAGCAAGCCAAGGAAUCCAACAAACGUUACAAGGGUGCCGUGGCCAACAUGAGUUUGGGUGGUGGAAAAUCGCCCACUCUCGAUAACAUUGUCAAUGGCGCUGUCAAGGCAGGCAUGGUCUUCGCUGUGGCGGCUGGCAAUGAUAACCGCGACGCAUGCAACUAUUCACCUGCCCGAGCCGAACUGGCCAUCACGGUGGGCGCAAGCACCAUUGGCGACGAACGUGCUUACUUCUCCAACUAUGGUUCGUGCGUUGAUGUGUUUGCCCCUGGUCUCAACAUCAAGUCUAUUUGGAACACCAAUGAUCAUGCUACCAAUACCAUUUCCGGUACCUCCAUGGCGUCCCCACACACCGCCGGUUUGGCCGCUUAUCUUCUCAGCUUUGAAGAAGGCAAUCCUACCCCCAAACAAAUCAAGGACAAGAUCAUCUCCAUGGGCACCCGUGAUCGUCUCGCCAACAUUGGCAAGGACUCUCCCAAUAUCCUCAUCUACAAUGGCAUUGAAGAAGAUUAG